GAAAGAUAUCCAAUGGGUCGUCGUGUCGCGGGAUGAAAUGAACACGACUUUUGAAAUGUGUAGUAUAGGAUAACUAAGGUGGAUUGACGUCUUCGUGAAGAACCUUCGUCGGGGGAGCUCUAGCGUAGUCGUUUGAAGAUACAACUGUUGGUCGUAGUCGCGCAGAGUGAAGACAAACCAUGACCUGUAAUUUCGUUUCAAAAAACCUUCUAGGCCUUUUGAGAAGCUGCAGGUACGACAGCAGUAAGGAAGUCCAUAGCAAGUAGGUAUACUACGCUAAUUGUGGUCUUUACGCCUGUGUCCGUUCCUUGUUUAAAAAUGCAUCCCCACUUGUAUUAAAAACCUGUAUCACAACAUCAACAUCUUACUAAAACUGCAAAAAUGCCUCUCGCCGGCUCCACGACGCCGCUCGCGUCGGUGUUCGCGAAGACGGUACGUUUCGCGGUGCGCGUCGGCGAAAAAGUUGCCGACUACCUGGAGCAGCAAGACGAUCGCGACCAAGGAAGGGCCGCGGUGGAGGUGACAUCAACUACAGAGACAUCUUCGCGAAGUGGUAGUGGAAUUUCUGGAGUAGAAGUUCCUCGUUCUGCAGCAGUAACGUGUGACCACAGCACGACGACCAGUACAACAACCGAGGAAAUAAACGAGUGUAGCCGGACCACGAGCAUUUCGACAGCUACCACAACGGCUACAUCGCCGACGUCCGAGACCUCUCUCUCGACCUCUACUACUUUUGGAGACCUUGACGUCUGCUUCUCCCAGCAAGAAUGCGCGAUCUGUCUCCGUUCUUUGGAAAAGGGCGCGCUGCUACGGACGCAGUGCGGACAUUGGUACCACGCAGCCUGCGGGAUGCAAGCCUGGCAGCGCCGGCCGCUUUGUCCGCUCUGUCGGGAACCGAUAGAUUGCGUUGCCGACAGUGUUGACACGUGCACGCCGGUCACGUUUGAGGAUCUUUGCAGCGCAGGCAACUACUGCACCGGGGACCGGACUUCACAGAACAGUGUGGCGGCGAGACCGUAUCUAUGUUUUGCUUGGCUUUUUUUGCAUGAAGUAAGUAGUCUUUGCAUAAUGAUCAAUUUUGGUUCCGAAUCAAUUAGAUCAAGGGUACUUGUUCUUAAAGCCAUAGCGAAGAACGUCCGAUAAAAAAAACACAGAUCCUUCCCGACAAAUCCCGCGGAUUACUUUGCCGGUUCGGAUUCCGACGCAUUGCGGCGUGUUUCGCAGGCCAUCACACGCCUAAGCCUCGUGGACAAUGCGCUUGCAGUGCGGCCUCGCGACGCUGGGGGGGCAUCGUAUUCGUUUGAUUCAUUUUUUUUUUGGUGCUAGUAUGAUGUAUGUUAGGAGGUAGCCAGUUUCAUCCACCAUGUUUUCGGUUUCCUCGAUACAAGGCUGGCUUUGAAUGAUUAUGAUCCCAAAUAGUUUAUUUUGAACAAUAAAGCUGCCAUUCUGAAAUCAGUCGUUCUCCCGGCGACGACGCCACGUCCGGCACCCCGACCGGCGAGGAACGGCAGCGGCAGCAAGACGAAUCCGUCCGUGGCAUCCUCAACACCGUGCCCAUAGAUCCGCACGUGCUGGCCCGGAUGCGGCGCGAGAACCGCAGACUCGGAACGCAGCCGGCUUUUUCCAGCAUGCUGCGCGGCGGGGUCGAAAAUAACGCUCACGGUCAUUCGCGCGCACCGUCCACGGGCUGCAUUUACGCCGAUCUGUUCCUCGCGGACUUGGGAAUCUGGUCUAAUUUGAACUACAGCAGCGCGAACAAUGCAAAUGCUUCGUCCUCCUCUAGUAGCAGCACGGCGGCAGCCCUGUCGACGAGCCCGUCGGUCACGGACCUGAACACGAUGGUGGAACAAGGAUCUUCAAACCCGAAUUCACCCACUACGACUUUUCGACGGGGGGAACAAAGACCGGAAGUGACGGACACAGCAGCCACAGCACCUUCAACAUUAUUCUCCACCACGACUUCUGGUAGCGCCACCUCUACCUCCACCAGCAGAGAUGAUUCCUCGCCCACAAGUAGGUUGCAGCAGAACCUGAACCGCGCAGCGAAUCUUCCGACAGCUAACACUACGACAAAUUCCACCUCCACCAGUGCCACCACCGCGGAGGAGCUUUUGGAAAACGGGACGUUGAACCUACCACCUCUCACCGAGUACCAGCACUCGCUGCUCCGCGGCGUGUGCCUCGUGCAGCUGAUCGACGAGCUGUUUCAGUACGCGUCGGUCGGGCACUACGAGGCGGUGUCCGCGAUUUUGAGCAGUGGGUUUGUGGACGUGAAGUCCGCGAAGGACGUCUGUGGCAACACGAUCCUGCACUUCGCGCGGAACCUGGACAUUGUGAAGCUGUGUGUCGAAACCUACCACGCCGACGUAAACGCGGUAAACGACGCGGUGUGGAGUCCGCUGCACUGGGCCGCGGAAUGCGAAAACCCCGCCUUGUGUUGGACGCUGCUCCAGUACGGCGCAGACCCGACGGUGUAUACGAAUUGCUCCAGGACCGCCAGGGAUCUCGCCACCUCCGACGCCGUGCGGUCCGUCUUCGACUCCUUCUCCUCGCGGUCGGCGUGAAGGUCAGAACUGUGGAUGGAUUUAGAAUAAGGUGUAUGCGUCUCUGUGAAUUUCUCCUGUCCCCACUCUAGUAAGUACUACACGCCCACCUACUUAUACGACAGUGAAUACCAAGAUUACAACCACCUGCAGCACCACCCUUCUACGAGUAUCAGCCCCUUUUAUUUAGCACCAUCGAAAAAAAGCCGCUUAGGAUGUUUGACCUUUUGCAAUUUUGAAAAGUCUCGGAUAAGAUAGAUACACCCUUGUUUAAUAUUCUGUUUCGAACUGUAAAAAUGUCGCAAGUGUACAGACCCGCAAUGUGAUGUGGAAUCUAUGCUGGCAACUUAAAAUAUAAAAAGUCUACCCCAGUAGUUGACGGCUCUGUGAAUCUUGAUCUUUGAUCGUAAGCCUGAAUGACUGGCGGUGAAAACGAGCAAGAAAGAUUCCCAAGAAACAUUUUCCUAGGAAGUGUUUCCAGUUUUGAAUUUUGGUUUGUUUCUGAUUUAGUACCGAGCAAUGAUGCUAAAAGUUGAAAACAACAGCUUUAUUGCCAAUAACAAUUAAGGACGGCACGAAAAUGAGCAGAACUGGCACUGUAAUGCGUAAGCUGAUAGCGGAGCUACGGAUAUCUGAACUAGGUGGUUUAAAGAACUUUCUUCAGCUUAUGACUUUCCUGAAGUUUCGAGUUAUUCAGCACACACUGGUGUGAGUAUGAUUCUCUACGUAUUGACUUCACUCAAAAACAUACGUAGCAAAUCGGUUCUUGCACAACUGUUGGUUUUUGCAGCGUCUGGGCGCAACAUCCAACAGAAAAGGGAAAUCCGCCACUGCUGCUUCUUUCUGAAGAGGUAUCCGUUGGACUGGAAAGUAUUGAGUGCGCUAGUGGACAAAUUCAGCAUCGCCGGCCUUCGGAAACAAGGGAAGGACUGAACUAGCGCCACCCGAGCUUUUUU
Amoebophrya sp. A120 is the source of this 3499-nucleotide messenger RNA. The record is from the annotation of a GenBank genome assembly. Lineage: Eukaryota; Dinophyceae; Syndiniales; Amoebophryaceae.